GAUGUAGACACGACCGCGAUGCCAUGACGCCUACUGGUAUGACCUGUCUCUGCAAAACGCGGAAGCUACCGUUCGUAGUUAAACAAAUAGAAAUAUGGUUAACUCCUCAUUGACGUAUAGAUCAAGGAUACAGUACACAAUGCACCGUAUAUAAUGGUUGUAUUCUGGUCGAGUGAAGGUCGCAAUACGUUUGUUUUGGCAUGAUUAAGGUUUUUCAAUUAAGUAUUUUCACUUUGGCUGAACGAGCAAGAGAAUGGACAUUAAAGAAAAAACGAUUACCAUAUUGAAACGAUAUGAAAUCGGGAGCACAUAUUCAUAUUUGCCGGUUCUGCCCAAAGCGGCUGUGUUGAUACCCCUCUUCCAGAGAGAUGGAGAACUACAAGUGUUGAUGACACUUCGUUCCUUAAAGCUGAGGAGCAAUGCCGGCGAAGUGUGUUUUCCGGGGGGUAAGCGGGACCCCGGCGACCGAGAUGACGUGGCCACCGCUUUGAGGGAGGCAGAGGAGGAGAUAGGCCUCCCACCUGACCAGGUGGAGGUAGUCUGCUCUCUGUUCCCUGUGAUGAACCAGAGAGGGCUCCUGGUUGUCCCGGUGGUGGGCUUCAUAGACGAGUCGUUUGUCCCUCGUCCAAACCCGGCGGAGGUCAGUGCCGUGUUCACAGUCCCUCUGGAGUUCUUCACCAAAGCGGGGGCCCACUCUGCGUGCAACCCCUCUGGGAUGAGCUACCCUCUGCACAGCUUCCUGUACCAGGAGCCCAGGUCCGGCAUCUCCUACCAGGUGUGGGGCCUCACCGCCAUGCUGGCCAUCCUGGUGGCCAGCCUGGCCCUCCAGAACAAGCCAGAGUUUGAUGUGGGGUUUGACUAUGACAACCCAAUAACUUUCUUUCAACAUAAUCUGAACAAGAGGAUCAAUAAACUAUGAUUAUUUUCAGUUUUUCCUGGAUGUAAGCUUAGUGGUUCUGCCUACAACCUAAUUUGACGAAUGCAUGCUUAUAGCUAGUAUCCCUCCUAAACUUGAAGCUGCACUGUUUGUAUGUCUGUAUGUGGAGACUAUUUUUGGCCUGUCUUGCACAAAUUCCCAGUUAAGGGUUCUUACUGAUUCUAUUUUUUACUGACAUACUUACACAUAAAAAACUCUCAUAGUUAGUCAUUAUGCAUUUUUUUCUAUUAUAAUUAAAUCAGGUUUUACAUAUUUAGAAAAAACUUCAGGUAGAAAUAUAGUAUAUGUAUAUAUAUAUUUUAAACCAGCAGAAUACGUUGAUAUCUUUAUUAAUUGUUUAAUGUAGCAGCAGGAUUACAGAAAUAUAAUAUACAAAUGUCCAGACAAAGGCAAAAUACACCAUAUAGCCAAACGUAUGUGGACAUAUGACUAACACCUAUAUGAACUGGUUGGACAUCCCACUCCAAAACCAUGGGCAUUAAUAUGUAGUUACAUCAUGUUCCAUCUAACAUCAUCUGCAAGCCAGGUUUAAUCAGCCAGCAGCAGUGCCCAACCUCCUUCAUGCCCUGGUAGCUGAAUGGAAGCACUUCCCACAUCAAUAUUCCAACUAUCUAUUGGAAAGCCUUCCCAGAAAAGUGAAGGUAGUUAUAGAAACCAACUCCAUAUUAAUGCCUGUGGUUUAGGAACGAGGAGUUCAAUAAGCACAUGUCUGUGUACUGAGCAGUGUCUACAUACUAUCUGCUAUGUAUUGUACAUGUUCAUAUGUGUAAUGAAGCAGAAGGAUGUUCCUCCCCAGAUCGAGGUUCUCCAGGUUGGAUAAUAAAGCUUGGUCUCCACACAUCACUGCUGCCUCUGAUGCAGACGAGUGAGAGAGCACACAUCCUCUUAUUUCCCUUUUCCCUUAAAUCUCAAGAGGCAGACACCGAGACAGCUGACAUGGUUGAUGGCGGUUAUUUGGUGACAGGUUUCCAACCCAUUGAGGGAGGGAGUCCUUACCUGUUCCAACACACAGGUGGUCGCUGGGUUCAAACGGGGUCAUAGAAUAGGCAGGUUAAGAUUUAGGCUAGGUAGACAACAACUAGGCAGGUUGGGCUAGACAUGACGGGUUAGAUAUGUAUGGAGUUGGAAGGUCAAGGGUUAGGCAAGCUAAGGUUGUGAAGCUCUACAACACUAAAGACAGCAAUGACAGACAUUAACUUACACAGCAAUGGUUUAGUCAUCAAGGCACACAAAGUUCUGCUGAAAGCAAAACCAACAACUCCCAAGACACCCCUGCAGUAUACUUCACAUUUAAAUACACAUUUGUAUAUUUACAUAACAAAGACAGAACAUACGUGUGCCAUUUUGCAAUCAAAAACAUUUUCGGAUGGUAGUUAAAUAUAGAAGUUGCCAUUUGAGCUGACAUUGAUCUCAACUGUAAUUUUUGUACGGUUGAAACAUGAAAUUAGACAUCACUAUCAUAACAAGACCAAGUAUUUUACAGGUGUAUAAAAGUAAAAUGUUUCGUCUGCUUUUCUGACUUGGUCCAGACACACCAUGAGGUAACGUUCACCAGACUGGACGUCAGCGGCAACAUGUCUGGGUUGGUAUGGCUUCCACAGCCUCUGGCUCCACGAUGCUAGCCUGCUGAGCUUCCUCAGGAGAUGGGAUGAGGACAUCACUGGUGGGUACCACAGAGCUCUGGGCUGGAGAAUGUCCUCAGGCUUGACAUGGCUGUCAGCCUCCAAACACUUUAGUUCACUUUAAAGUUAGAACUAGUUAAUCAUAUUUUGGGGGGGAUUAUUUGUAGUUUUCUGCUCCUUUACUAAAUGAAGGCCGGACGCAAGCAGGGGCUGACCGUGUGACCCUUGACCCCAGAGCUACACAGCACAGGCUGAACAUCACUAUGUUACUAUCGGGAUGGGUCACAGCUUCCACAGAUAUUAGUAUGAUCCGAGUCACUAUCACACUUGGUCCCCAUGUCCCCGGUAUGAAUAGUAAUAACUGUGCCACAUAUUUCAGUCAUAUAAAAAUAUUUGACUUAUGGGUAUAAAAUUCAAAAUCAGAUUGUUCCUGCGCCUGCAGGAAAUGUAAAUAUGAUGAUGUAAACAAUGUAAACGACAUAGUCAUAACAUCUGGAAUGACGUUGGAGUGUGAUGAUGUCACAGCUGCAUGUGCACCCAGGAGCACUAUGCAUCACCCCAGGAAAACAUUUCACAUCGAAAGAAUAUCAACUGGAUGAAAAUACAUGACAAAACACAUCUGUAUCAGACCUUCAUGGUUCUUAAAAGUUUUGUACUUAUUACAAAAAACAUAAUGUCAAUUAUCCAUGACAUAGCUGAAUUAUGAGUAAACAACAAAAGCUAUGUGAGAUAGAAACUUUGGUGUGACUGACUGACUGUAGGUCUGUCACUGUUAAGCUCAACUCUACCAUCGCUGGUGCCCUGACUGACUGUCUGUACCUCAAGCCAUCCAUCAAUACUCCUACCAAAACAACACAGCUCAGUACUCGCCUGAAGAUGAUGCCUACUACUAAUUGAUAGAAACUGUUAGUAUAAAUAUCACUCCUGUACAUAGCACCAUAGAUAACAUGUAACACAAACACACACUAUCUAUUCAUUAUUUCUAAAUGUUUUGUGAGCCGGUGAAGCACGUGUUUAACAGUGAACACAAACAAUCAUUACAAAAUGUCUGGAAGAUGAUUUAAAAAUAUAGUGACAUAAAAAAUGUACAUGUUGGAAAUAUAUACCUUUACGACAAUGUUGUUAAAAGGGACGUCAACGAGUCCAAAUGUGCUGGGUGAAGAGGGACACUGACAUCAGGAUAAGAUGGUUACACAAGACAAGUUUAUAAAGUGCUUAAGAUACGAUGUUGUAAACCCUCCCCGGAUCACCGUCUCCCGUGGGACCAUGGCCACGUCUUCGUCUACUGGAACACAUCAUGCCCAUC
Messenger RNA from Hypomesus transpacificus, 3865 nucleotides. RefSeq names its product nudix (nucleoside diphosphate linked moiety X)-type motif 7 (gene nudt7). The coding region runs from base 254 to 919 and encodes 221 amino acids. Lineage: Eukaryota; Metazoa; Chordata; Actinopteri; Osmeriformes; Osmeridae. The transcript has 3 exons. Gene Ontology annotation, biological process: coenzyme A catabolic process. Gene Ontology annotation, molecular function: coenzyme A diphosphatase activity; acetyl-CoA hydrolase activity. The record is from RefSeq and is a predicted model, not a curated record.